UUAACAUUGAAGAAAAACAGAGUCCCUGUCACACUUCACUUUCUGUUCUAAGCAACUCAACUUGUUCAACAGUGACUGUAGUUUUAUAUAAUCUCCUGCUGUUGAAGCUGUCGUUUUAUGAUCGUGAUCUGCCAUGGACACACCCAAAAAGCUUUAUUGAUGAACCAACUGGAUGAUCCUUGUGAUAUAUGUGGUGAUGUAGGCUUUGCAGAGCAUAUUGUAACUUGUUUUCAGUGCAAAAUGGCAAAGGAACACGGCUACCGCAUGCGAGAAGUUCUCUUGACUAUCCCAGAAAUUUGGUUUUGUGAAGAAUGUCGAUUAAGCAAGGCCAUAGCUUCUUCGAAGUCUGUUAUAGUGGAAGAUGUUCCUGUGUCUUCAACAUCAAUUACCUUUGAGUGUGUGUGUACCAGCCCGGUUCUUAAGCUUUCAAAAAAAUCAGUUCAUGAUAAAAGAGAAAUGGCUUCAAAAUCAAACCCCUCUAAGACUUUGAGUCCUGGGGGGUUUCUCAAGAAUCAAGAGAGAUCAGGUCAUGCUUGUAAACAAGUGGCUGCUAGAAUUGGGAAUGUCAAAAAGUCAUCAGGCCCAUCAAAAUCAGAACAUUUACCGAGAUAUUUGGUCUCAAGGCUUGACCAGUCAAGUACCAUGGCAACGGUGUCUAAGAGCAAUCCAACUAGGUUUAAAGCUGCUCCUGCAAAGUUAUCUGUAAAGAAAAUUAAAGCAAGUCAUGAACAUAGAAAAAUAGGACAUAGCAGUGCAAGGUUUGGCUCUAAUACUCAACAAAAAGCAAACCAAACAUCAAAAAAUUUAAAAGAUAAAAAAACUUCUGCCAUCUGUGAAAAAAAGACACAUGCUACUUUCAUGCCUGGUGAAAAGAUUGAAACCUCACGGUCACAAGGAAAGGAUAGUGAGCAAGUCUCUCCAGAUGGCUUUGUUAGCUUAUCUGUAGAUAUGAUAGCAAGCACUUUAGCCGAGCGGGAUCUAAAUGAUAUAGCUCGGAAGUAUCACAUAGACACUAUUAAGUACCAUCUUUCUCUCCCCAAAUCAUCCCAGAGAGCAAACUCCAAUUUCGCACGCAAACACACCUUUUGCAUCUAUGCUGAUGCCUUUAAGGCCGGGCUUCGUCUUCCUCUUCAUCCUCUAAUUCCAGCAAUCCUCCGUCAGUUUGGGGUUGCUCCGACUCAGAUUACUCCAAACUCAUGGAGGGUACUGAUUUGUUUUAUUUCCUUUUGUUGUUCUCAAAAAAUAACUCCUACAGUGAACCUCUUUCGUGCAAUCUACUCUCUCAAAGAUCACUCUGGGGACGGCAAGGGGUGGUGGUUCUUCUGUGCUCGGAAUGGGUUAAAGUUGUUUGAUGGUUUUCCAAGCUCCACCAAGGGAUGGAAGAGUAUGUUUUUUAUAAUUAGCACAUCUGAGAUGGACUGCUUAAGAGUUAACACAAAGUGGGGUCAUCCCAAUGGUGCAGCGAAUCAGUCGUUAACUCCUUCUGCCGAGAAGGUCAAAUCAUUGGGUGAUCUUCUUGCUGCAGCGACAAACAACCCACCUGACUCUAAGGUUUUGUUGUCAGAAGAGGCCUUGAUUCAAGCGGGGAUUAGUUCAGCCUUACUAAAAUCGAAGGGGUCUAAGGGUGAGGUGAAGCAGCAUCAUAGCUUAUCUCAAUCAGGGCUAGUGAGGACCUUAAAGAGACAGAGAGCUGCCACAAAGGCUGGGAAAAGCUCUUGGUCUGCUCUUCCUUGUCAAGAUCCAAUCUUAGCAGAUGAAGAUCAGGAGGGUCAGCCACAAACGAAGAGGCCAAAGGAACCUCAGCAACGUAUGGAAGAAACGGACUUAUUGCAACCUACUGAGCUAACUAACCAGCCCCAAGAGAUUGUCUCUCCUGUGACCUCAGCUCCUCUAGCUCCUAAUGGUUCGCCUCAUGAAGUCGUGCCCCAGCAACCUUCCCUUCAGUUUAGUAUCCAGCGCAUUGCAGGAUCCUCAGCUCCCACAGUUAACUGCAAUUCCUCUGGUAUUGCAUCAGGUGAUUUCCCACCUUCAAAUGCUAAAGUGACGCCCACAGGAUCAGUUGAGUACAUGGUUCUUCCCCACUACCGUUAUUUUGUGGCUCAGAAGCACGCUUUGGACAUGAAUCAGGAGCUUAUGUGCCAAGCAAUGGAGAUGGACCGUGAGAUCCACAUUUUGAAGGGAGAAAGGAACGAACUAAGAACCGAACUAGAAUCAAAGAAGAUGGCAGUGGCUGAGCUGGAGUCAGCUAGAAAAGCAACAGUUGAGCUUCAAAGUUUGAGUGAGAAGCAGAUUCAAAAGUUGGAAAAGAAGGUUGAACAGAUGGAGAUCAAGUUGAAAGAGACUCAGGAAAAGGCCCGGACAAGGAAGGACCGGUUUGCUAAGCUGAAAAGUAGGUUGAAACUGGCCAAGCACCGGGCAGAGUAUGCUGAAAGAAAGGCUGUUGCGGCUGAAGAAAAGUGGCACCAGUCCGAACUGGCAGAGUCAACGGUCGCUGAGGAGACACUAAAGAACUUCAAGGCUUCUCAGGAAUUCCGUGAUUUAGUCGAAGAUUAUAAUGCUGAAGCCUAUGGCUUGGGGUUAGAUGCCGCCAUUGAGAAGGUCAAGAGGCAAUAUCCAGAUCUCGAUCUGUCCAUGAUUGAUUUCUAUGCUGAGGAGCAUAAUGGGGGAGCCUAGUGAGCUGCAACAACCUUCUCAGCAUAAUCAUUCUAAAGAUACCCUCUUUCUUGAUCUGUUUGUGAAUAGUUUAAUGGCAAGCAGCUUUCUUUAAUGAACGAAAACUUUCUAGAUGAAGAUCUUGCUUUUCUGUUUCGUGGAAGGAUUUAGUCCCAGUCCCAUGUUCUCGUGUCUCUCUGAGUGUGUUCAGGACCAUGCACUUAACUCUGACACGAUGUCUCACUGUACGUUGUCCC
Messenger RNA from Durio zibethinus, 2909 nucleotides. RefSeq lists its product as uncharacterized. The record is from RefSeq and is a predicted model, not a curated record. Lineage: Eukaryota; Viridiplantae; Streptophyta; Magnoliopsida; Malvales; Malvaceae.